AGUGAAAACAUGUGAGACCUCCUCCCUACAUGGAUUUACCGUUAACCUUGGGAAUACGGAAUGGGUGAUCCCCCCAAAAAUCCCGUGAUUGUGCCCUCCUCCAUUGCCUCGGCUCAGAGUAUGUUUCCGAAUGUUGCAACUCCAGCUCCUGCUACUGGACCACUCCUGGGCUACUCCCGGGACAUUACUGUAACAACUCCUAUAAUUUAUAUUUCACUUUCCUUCACUCAUUCCCUUCACAUACCCUUCCAACAUCUCUACAACUUUUCCAUUCGUCUCAAGGGAAGCACUGGUUGCCCGUCCCGCCCGCGUCACCAUGUCCACUCUAAUCCGACCACCCGCCGUCGACCCAUCCCAAUCCGCCAUCGAGAACCUCCUCGAGCUGACCCAGCUCUCCGACAUAGACCCCGACCUCUUCACCAACCGGCGACCCCUAUGGCACCCUCCAGGCGCCCGCGGCAUCUACGGCGGCGCCGCAAUCGCGCAAUGCCUCAGCGCCGCCCAGCGCACCGUCGAUGAGGACUUCACCGUCCACUCCAUGCACUGCUACUUCGUCCUCGCCGGCAAUUCCGAGAUCCCCAUCAUAUACCACGUCGAGCGCGUCCGGUCGGGCAAGUCCUUUGCUACCAGGACCGUACAGGCGAGACAGCGCGGCAAGGUCAUCUUCACGACGACCAUGAGCUUCGUCCGCCAGAACAGCGGAGGCGAGCAGAAGGUCGAACACUCCGCCAAACUACCACAAGUACCAGGUCCGAUCGAGGGAUUGGACGACCUCGAUCACGGCGGAUCUUCCAGCGGGCCUUUCCAGAGCCAGCGCAUAGAGAUAACAAAUAACGACUCGCCGAAUGCAGAAGACAAGAAGUGCAGACAGUGGAUGAAGGCUCGAGGCCGCAUAUCGCCCGCCGGCGGCCACCAGGCGCAUCUAUCCGCGCUCGCAUACAUGUCGGACAGCUACUUCAUCGGUACGAUCGCGCGCGUGCACAAGCUGUGGCGGUACUCCAAGACGCGCAAGGACAAAUCCAAGUCCAGCAUCGACGAGGACGUCCUCAAGAAACUCCUCGCCAUGGACGACGAGGAGCUCAAGCGGGUCAGGUUCGUGGACAAGGCGGACCUCGAGCGUCUGAGGAGGAUCCGUAACGGAGAGGACGUGUCGGCGACGGAUAAGAGCCCCGAGAUCGGGAUGAUGGUUAGUCUGGAUCAUACUAUCUACUUCCACAACCCGAGGGCUUUCAGGGCGGACGAGUGGAUGUUCACGGAGAUGGAGACGCCUUGGACGGGAGAUGGCCGAGGGUUGGUGUUCCAGAAGAUCUUUUCGAGGGACGGCACGCUCAUUGCAAGUUGCGUGCAAGAGGGCCUCGUCCGCCUCAAACAACAAGGCGAAAGCAAAUUGUAGUAAUUGUCUGUUAUCACCAUCAUCAUCAUUGUCAUCAUGUUUUCUUGGGCCGGCUAUUGAUCAUUCAUACUAUCCAUAAACUUUUUAGAUCCUUCUCAUGUAGCAAUAUCUAUCAUAUCGCCACCAUCA
This is a messenger RNA of Aaosphaeria arxii CBS 175.79, 1522 nucleotides long. Its product is annotated as Thioesterase/thiol ester dehydrase-isomerase. The coding region runs from base 317 to 1393 and encodes 358 amino acids. Lineage: Eukaryota; Fungi; Ascomycota; Dothideomycetes; Pleosporales. The transcript is spliced from 3 exons. Gene Ontology annotation, cellular component: peroxisomal matrix. Gene Ontology annotation, biological process: acyl-CoA metabolic process; fatty acid catabolic process. The record is from RefSeq and is a predicted model, not a curated record. Gene Ontology annotation, molecular function: fatty acyl-CoA hydrolase activity.